AUGAAGAAGUACAAGACCACUAAUGAAGCUUGGCAAUUGAUCAGUGAUUUUGCUGAAUCUACUCGGAACCACAGACAGAAGCAAGGCCGUUCAAGGGCCGUUGCAGAAGUAUCUUCUGGCAUAGAGACUGCUGCUCUAAAUCGAAGUAUUUGUGAAAUGACCAACCUGCUGAAGCAAAUGCAGUUAAAUCAACAAGCUCAGCAAACUCAACUGCAGCAAAACCAACAACUAUUUCCACAAAGAAUUUGCGGAAUUUGUGCUGAUUACAGCCAUUACACUGAUGAAUGCCGGCAGCUCCAACAAGAAGACAACAUGGAGAGGAAUCAGGAGGAACCAAGCUCACCAGAAUACGCCUCAGCUGAAGAGGUGGUAGAAAUCGAAGAUGUUGAAGAGGAAGAUGAUAUACAGGACAUAGCCGAAGAAGAGAUAGCUCAACCACAAGAAGAGGCACAAAAAGGUGCAGGCACCACAGAAAACACUACUCCCAUUCCAUUUCCACAACUUGCAAGGAAGCCUAGGAAGCAGCUGGAACCUGAUCCUAAAAUGGUAGAGAUAUUCAGAAAGGUUGAGUGUGAUGUCAUAGACGAAAGUGUGGCUGAAGUUCAAAAGGAAGAGUUUGAAGAGAGGCACACUGGACAAGGUACAAGUGUGGGGACCCUCUUAACUGACAAUGAUAACCCAGAGCCUAAGGAAGUGACCAGACUAUUGGAGGCCGGUAUCAUAUAUCCCAUUUCAGACAGUGAAUGGGUAAGCCCAGUGCAAGUGGUGCCCAAGAAGUCUGGAGUCACUACAGUGAAAAAUGAGCAUGGAGAGCUCAUAGCAACUAGAGUUCAAAAUGCUUGGAGAGUCUGCAUUGAUUACAGACGUCUCAACCAAGCUACUCGUAAGGAUCACUAUCCACUUCCAUUCAUUGAUCAAAUGCUGGAUCACCUGUCAGGUAAAUCACAUUAUUGCUUUUUAGAUGGUUACACAGGUUAUUUCCAGAUUCAUAUAGCUCCUGAGGAUCAGAAAAAGACUACUUUUACAUGUCCUUUUGGAACCUAUGCUUAUAAAAGAAUGCCCUUUGGCUUGUGCAAUGCACCAGCUACUUUCCAAAGGUGCAUGAUGAGUCUUUUCUCUGAUCUUAUUGAGGACUGUAUGGAAGUUUUUAUGGACGAUUUUAGCGUUUAUGGUGAUUCUUUUAACCUUUGCUUAGAUGGAUUAUCUAGAGUAUUAGAUAGAUGUAUUAAUACAAACCUUGUAUUGAAUUUUGAAAAAUGCCACUUUAUGGUAAAACAAGGGAUUGUAUUGGGACAUGUGGUAUCUAAUAAUGGCAUUUCUGUAGACCCAGCAAAGGUGAAUGUUAUUUCUAGUUUACCU
Molecule: messenger RNA, 1359 nt
Organism: Arachis stenosperma
Lineage: Eukaryota; Viridiplantae; Streptophyta; Magnoliopsida; Fabales; Fabaceae
Exons: 4
Source: RefSeq, a predicted model, not a curated record